AUGGCUGGCGAAGACUGGGGCUUGAUUGUGGUGUCCUUCUUGGCAAGAGUUGGAUUUUUCCUCUUCGGUAUUUACCAAGAUGCUAAUUUUAAAGUGAGAUAUACCGAUAUCGACUAUUUUGUGUUUCAUGAUGCUGCCAAGUAUGUAUAUGAGGGCAAAUCACCUUAUUCAAGGGAUACAUACCGUUAUACACCACUAUUAAGUUGGCUGUUAGUUCCAGAUCAUUUUUUUGGAUUUUUUCAUCUGGGGAAGAUCAUAUUUGUUAUCUUCGAUCUGAUCACUGGACUCAUAAUAAUGAAGCUUUUAAACCAGGCCAUUUCCAAAAAGAAAGCUUUGAUAUUAAAAAGUAUUUGGCUACUGAAUCCGAUGGUUAUUACUAUCAGCACCAGAGGAAAUGCUGAAAGCGUACUUUGCUGUUUAAUAAUGUUCACAUUGUAUUAUCUACAAAAGGGCAGGUACGCAAUAGCAGGUCUCUUCUAUGGUCUCUCCAUUCAUUUCAAGAUAUACCCAAUAAUUUAUUGCAUCCCGAUAACGGUUUUUAUAUAUUACAGAAAGAGCAAACAAGGUUCAAGAGCGCAACUAACAUCACUACUCAAUAUCGGUUUGAGCACACUGAUGACUUUGCUGGGUUGUGGCUAUGCAAUGUACAAAAUGUAUGGAUACGAUUUUUUGGAUCAGGCAUACUUGUAUCACUUGUAUAGAACAGAUCAUAGGCACAAUUUUUCGAUAUGGAACAUGCUAUUAUAUUUAGAUUCUGCAAAUAAGAGCAAUAGGGAGUCUAAUUUGUCAAAAUAUGCAUUCGUGCCUCAAUUACUGCUCGUCUUGAUAAUUGGGUGUCUUGAGUGGUGGAAUCCAACAUUUGAUAACCUACUGAGUGUCUUAUUUGUUCAAACGUUUGCCUUCGUUACAUACAACAAAGUUUGCACAUCACAAUAUUUUGUCUGGUACUUGAUCUUUUUACCAUUUUACCUGUCAAGAUCACACAUUAGUUGGAAGAAGGGUCUUCUAAUGGCGAUACUUUGGGUAGCGACGCAGGGAAUUUGGCUGAGUCAAGGCUACUAUUUAGAAUUUGAAGGCAAGAAUGUAUUUUUUCCUGAACUCUUUGGAGCGAGCGUAUUAUUUUUUCUGACUAACGUGUGGCUACUGGCUCAAUUCAUCACCGAUCUCAAGACACCGUUGCCAGUCACAAAGAUUAACCAAGAAAAGAUCAACUGA
Messenger RNA from Saccharomyces mikatae IFO 1815, 1215 nucleotides. It is a transcript of the gene GPI14, whose product is annotated as glycosylphosphatidylinositol-alpha 1,4 mannosyltransferase I. Gene Ontology annotation, biological process: GPI anchor biosynthetic process. The transcript has a single exon. The record is from RefSeq and is a predicted model, not a curated record. Gene Ontology annotation, cellular component: membrane; glycosylphosphatidylinositol-mannosyltransferase I complex. Gene Ontology annotation, molecular function: GPI mannosyltransferase activity; alpha-1,4-mannosyltransferase activity. Lineage: Eukaryota; Fungi; Ascomycota; Saccharomycetes; Saccharomycetales; Saccharomycetaceae. Bases 1 to 1215 code for a protein of 404 amino acids.